Dacryopinax primogenitus is the source of this 886-nucleotide messenger RNA. RefSeq lists its product as uncharacterized. The coding region runs from base 1 to 780 and encodes 259 amino acids. The transcript is spliced from 2 exons. Lineage: Eukaryota; Fungi; Basidiomycota; Dacrymycetes; Dacrymycetales; Dacrymycetaceae. The record is from RefSeq and is a predicted model, not a curated record.
AUGACAAUUAUACUCAGAGCCGGACGUUCGCUCUUCACAAGACCCCAUUCCCAGCUCACAAAACCUUUCACAACAAGCCUAUCCAAACCGCCCAACUUCCUCCCUUCCUCGUACGAGUUCCUCAUAUCCAACCCCUCUACAUCACCCUCCCGAGAAGCCACCAUCUCAAAAUUCAAAAACGCACUCCAGAUACAACGCGCUCAUCCCGACUUCCUCGGUGUCCCUCUCGAAGGGGUCUGCGUCGAGUUCCCAGGGCGCACGCUAAGAGUGCUAGAAUGGACGAGCUACGAGGGACACAUGUACAACUUCCGACAAGGGCCUUCGUACCCUCUCUUUCUCAAAGCGAGAGAGGGCGCCUAUCUCCGCCCUCCUCAAAUGACACACUAUUCCUUCCUCUCCCCCCUAACUCAAGGACCGGUGGUGGAAUACAUGAGCCUACCGUUGCUUUCUGCUACCCAAUUCCCCACUUUCUCUAGAACGACCGCAUCACUAUUUGGGGAGUAUAUACUCCCUUCCCCUGGUGCACUCGGCUUUUCCCUUGGACAGCAAACGGAAGACCCCUCGCAAGCACUCGCCCUCCUCGCCUGGGAGGACCACAAGUCCCACACGCACAAGUUCAGGGAAAGCCAGAGAUUCCCGGAGUUUAGGAAAGAGCUGGAGCGGGUGUGUGCUGAGUUUGUUAGUGGAGGGAGAGAGGGAGUGCGGAUUUGGCAUGUGAGGUGUUGUGAGCCUGGGGAGGGGGUGGGCACGGGUGAGCUGGAGUCGGAGAGGGAGGAUUAGGUUUGGCGUCGGCGGUUGUUGUAUCUCGUUGUAGGAACGCUUGUGAAUGUAGACGCACAUAGUGACCACGCUCCGCUGCUUUGUACGUGAAUAGAAAUGUAUCUCC